GCCCAAGCAAUGCCUCAAAUGCAUUGUCAGGAAAAUUUUCCAACAGAACCCCAACAUUUCUAUGAAAGCAAUAACACUGCUUGAUGCCUGCGUCAAAAAUGUAGGCAACGCGUUUGCUCGUGAAAUGUCAUCUAAGGACUUUGUCGGUACUUUUAAGCAGAAGUAUCCAAAACUUCAAACAACACCGAGAAUGAAGCUUAUCGAGCUCACCAAACAGUGGGCUGAGGAUUACAAGGACAAUCCUGAAUUUAGGCAAGUCUUUACCUUUCUUAUUUUCUAG
Molecule: messenger RNA, 280 nt
Organism: Hydatigera taeniaeformis
Lineage: Eukaryota; Metazoa; Platyhelminthes; Cestoda; Cyclophyllidea; Taeniidae
Source: the annotation of a GenBank genome assembly